AUGUUUAUGCCGGCAGCAGCUGCAUCAGGUGGUGCACAAUUAACAAGUGAAUCUACAACAUGCUCACAAGCAGUAUUAAAAUGCAAGCCUCAGGUGUCGAUCCGAAGUUUCAUUUAUCAUGCACUUAAUCAAUCUUAUGAAGCAAAACACCCUAUGAUCUUUGAGGUCUCACAGAAGCAGAGGGUAAUUGUCUCUUCAGAUGCCAACAGUACAGGACCAUAG
This is a messenger RNA of Enterobius vermicularis (human pinworm), 222 nucleotides long. The record is from the annotation of a GenBank genome assembly. Lineage: Eukaryota; Metazoa; Nematoda; Chromadorea; Rhabditida; Oxyuridae.